Molecule: messenger RNA, 1083 nt
Organism: Colletotrichum navitas
Lineage: Eukaryota; Fungi; Ascomycota; Sordariomycetes; Glomerellales; Glomerellaceae
Product: phosphotyrosine protein phosphatase
Exons: 3
Coding region: 101-607 (168 amino acids)
Biological process (GO): protein dephosphorylation
Cellular component (GO): cytoplasm
Molecular function (GO): non-membrane spanning protein tyrosine phosphatase activity; acid phosphatase activity
Source: RefSeq, a predicted model, not a curated record
UACACCGCGGGGCAUUCGGUCGGUCCUUGGACAAAGUCAGCUUCCCCAACGCGAUAAAGAACCCUCCCGCUCACUCAUCCAAAACCCAGCGCUGCCAAACAUGACGGAACAGCCGGUAUCAGUCCUCUUCGUUUGCCUUGGCAACAUCUGCCGCUCGACCAUGGCCGAGGGCGUGUUCCGCAACAUUGCGCAGAAGCCGCCGUACAAGGGCCUCAUCGCCAAGGUGGAUUCUUGCGGUACAGCUGCCUAUCAUGUCGGCGACCCCCCAGACUCCAGGACGAUGGCGACGCUUGAAGACCACGGUAUCACGGAUUACCGCCAUUCCGGUCGCAAGGUGUCGCCAUCCGACUUCAACAAGUUCGACUACAUCUUCGCCAUGGACCGAUCGAACUUGCGAGACCUCCAAAACCUCCAGCAGCGCGGCAACCCUGACUCAAAGGCCAGGGUGAUGCUGUUUGGCGAGUUUUCGGGGGGGCGGAGGCCGGAAGUAGUGGAAGAUCCGUACUAUGGCGGCGACGAGGGCUUCUCCAAGGCCUACGAGCAGUGCACGCGGUUUUCCGGCAAUUUCCUCAAACACAUCUUCCCCCACAUCGACCCCAAGGUAUAAGGCACGGCGAUUCACUCUCAAGGGGCACCGACAAGCGCCGGAGAGCACAGGUAAGCAGCUCGCACGUGACUAGUCGUGGAGAGGCAAGGCGUUUGGAAGGCGGCAUGGAGAUUGCAGUAGGGACAUAUUCCGCCGUUGCAGAAGAAAAAAGGCCGACGAUGACCACGUCUACGGUACAGCGCUGAGCGAGGGCAGGGGAAGGAAAGGGCCAUCUGCAGAAAGAGAAAGACAAAAAAGAGGAAAACCGACACAACCAGAUGCAUUAGUGAAGUGAUUAUCCGGCAGACAGACAGGCAUUGGGAGAGGCAUAUUAGCGUGUCUUGUUUGGUUCCGCAAAUGCAAGUUGCAUAUAGAAGAUUUGAUUUUUCAAGCCGUCCCUGUUGGCGGCCAAUGAACGAUGUUCUUGGCAUCACAGAGGUACAGUGUGACCGGGUCGACGAUAAACAGCCAAAUAGACGAAAGGGAGGAGGCAGUCU